CAGCUCCGAAACUCCGGAGACUGGAUUUCAGUUACCGAGUCUGCAGAGCGGCUCUGGGCGGCACACUACGCAGGCGCGAGCGUUUGGGUCUCGCCGCGCGCGGCGCUCGGUUGUAGCGGGAGUGAGUUCCUGGACGCGGAGACCCGGCAGCGGGUGACGGAGCGAGGGGGUGACCGACCGCCUCCCCUACCGCCAUGGCAGCCCUGCGCUACGCGGGCCUGGACGACACGGACAGCGAGGACGAGCUGCCCCCGGGCUGGGAGCAGAGAACCACCAAGGACGGCUGGGUUUACUAUGCCAAUCACACUGAAGAGAAGACCCAGUGGGAACACCCGAAAACUGGAAAAAGAAAACGAAUAGCGGGAGACUUGCCGUAUGGAUGGGAGCAAGAGACCGAUGAGAACGGACAAGUUUUUUUUGUCGACCAUAUAAAUAAAAGAACCACCUAUUUGGACCCAAGACUGGCGUUCACUGUGGACGAUAAUCCUACAAAGCCGACCAGCAGACAGAGAUACGACAGCAGCACCACCGCCAUGGAGAUACUCCAGGGCCGGGAUUUCACUGGCCAAGUGGUUGUGGUCACCGGAGCCAAUUCAGGCAUAGGGUUUGAAACUGCCAAGUCUUUUGCCCUCCAUGGUGCACAUGUGAUCCUCGCCUGUAGGAAUAUGACAAGGGCCAAUGAAGCUGUGUCACGCAUUUUAGGAGAAUGGCACAAAGCCAAGGUAGAAGCAAUGACCCUGGACCUCGCUCUGCUCCGUAGCGUGCAGCAUUUUGCUCAAGCGUUCAAGGCCAAGAAUGUAUCCCUUCAUGUGCUUGUGUGCAAUGCGGGGGCUUUUGCUCUCCCCUGGAGCCUCACCAAAGACGGCCUGGAGACCACCUUCCAGGUGAAUCACCUGGGACACUUCUACCUUGUCCAACUCCUUCAAGAUGUCUUGUGCCGCUCAGCUCCUGCCCGAGUAGUUGUGGUCUCCUCAGAAUCCCAUAGAUUCACAGAUAUUAACGAUUCCUCGGGCAAACUGGACUUCAGCCGCCUUUCUCCAUCUAAAAAUGACUACUGGGCCAUGCUGGCUUACAACCGGUCUAAGCUGUGCAACAUUCUCUUCUCCAACGAGCUCCACCGCCGCCUGUCCCCGCGUGGGGUGACGUCGAACGCCGUGCACCCUGGAAACAUGUUGUAUUCGUCCAUUCAUCGUAACUGGUGGGUGUACACGCUGCUGUUUACGUUGGCCAGGCCUUUCACCAAGUCCAUGCAACAAGGAGCUGCCACCACCGUCUACUGUGCUGCCGCCCCAGAGCUCGAGGGCCUGGGAGGGAUGUACUUCAACAACUGCUGCCGAUGCGUGCCGUCCCCCGAAGCUCAGAGCGAAGACACGGCCCGCGCCCUGUGGGUGCUCAGCGAGCGGUUAAUCCAGGAAGCUCUCGGCAGCCAGUCCGGCUGAGCGCGAGCGGCCGUGAGCGUGCUCGGCACACACACCCGCCCUGUGCGCGCGCUCACUUCGUGUGUGUGUGUGUGUGUGUGUGUGUGUGUGUGCGCGCGCGCGCGCGCGCAUAGCUGCCGACGCUGGGCCCCUGCCCACUUACGAUCCCGGGCCUUUCCAGGUCCCCCCAGCACCCCCCCGACCCCCGCCCCCAACCCAGAUCCACCAGACAAAGGAAGUAAGAGUAGUCACGACAGAGGGAAAAAUGCCAAGCGCCGGUGAGAAGCUGGGAAUGACAGGGCCAGGGGGACAAUCUCCCUUCUCUGGGGCUGGGUGAGGCCCGGGUCUCUUUGCUUUCCUGGUGGCGGCCUGUUUGAAAGCGAACGCUUAGUUGGCAUGCGGGUCCCUUGUCUCACUGCGGAAGCCCAAACAAUUCUCUCACACUGUUUAGAGUAGCCAGGUGCCCCCUGUCUCUCCCCACCCUGGCCACCACCACAGCCACGGCCUUACCAUCACCACGCUGUAGCCUGGAGCUGGUCUCCUGUUGAGGGCAGAAGAGGCGAGUGUCUGUCCUUCUUUGCUGCCCGGAUCCAGGAGAUCAUUGUUUGACUCGCCCUGACCAAGCCUGAGUGGGCGCGGUGAUGACUGGGGACCCUUGUUCCAGCCAGCCAGGAGGGAGGUGACACUUAGAAAUGGGUGCCAUACACAGAGCGGGUGGGUCACAGAAGGGCUGGCCCGCCCACUCCCUCGCCAAAGCUGCACCCAAAAUUCUUUAGAGAUUGUAACAAAUUCUGCAAAUCAUGCCCUAGACACCUUGGCAGGUGAGAAAGGAAGCAUUGCGUCCGUGAGAAUAUACAGGAUAUGUGCGGGAGCAGAGGAUAAAAAGUCGUUUCCAUUCAUUCCUCAUUUGCAGUUUCUAGAAGUAACCCGGAUCACGGAGGUUCAAGACCUCUGCGUUAUCCUGCUGGAGAUGUCUGCUUAGACUUCCUGUCACUCCUCCCAUCCUAUGCUUAAUAAAAGAACAUGCUUGAAUAUUA
Messenger RNA from Prionailurus viverrinus (fishing cat), 2455 nucleotides. RefSeq names its product WW domain containing oxidoreductase (gene WWOX). Gene Ontology annotation, biological process: hippo signaling; positive regulation of transcription by RNA polymerase II. Bases 195 to 1439 code for a protein of 414 amino acids. Lineage: Eukaryota; Metazoa; Chordata; Mammalia; Carnivora; Felidae. The transcript has 9 exons. Gene Ontology annotation, cellular component: cytoplasm; nucleus. The record is from RefSeq and is a predicted model, not a curated record. Gene Ontology annotation, molecular function: protein binding; transcription coactivator activity.